GCGCGUGGUGGGCGGUAACGUGGUAGCUACAUGAACCAGUGACCACAUAUUGUCGUAAUUGUUUAUGCCCAAUAAUCCGCUCAGUUGAACAUGGUAAUUCAUUAAUCAUAUCCACGGUAUUGUGUUCUCUGGGAUUGACUUUUCUUUUUUUUUUGCGAACUUCUGCCAAAAGAUUUACCGCCACCGUACAGUGUGAACGAUGGAAAUUACGAAAACCGACCGGACGAACUGCGUAAUGAGGUUAUACCCUCUCCAGCCCCGCCAGUACGCGAAGUUAUAGAUCUAUUAGCCAAUUGUAACAUAACGAACAGCAGUGAACAAUUUUCCGAAGUCGAAUACGCCGAAAUAGGAGACAUGGGGCUUUGGCAUUCCACUCCUCUACCCCAUAGACACAAAUCGAAAGUAUCCCUAACGUGGGUACUGAAAGAAAACAUAGACAACAAAUUCGAAAAGAACGAGAAAAUUCUAUACACAGAUAACAAAUCAAUAAACAAAGAUAGAGUUGUAGGCAGAAGUGAAUGGACAAAUCGUCGGUUUAAAAGUGCUUGUGAUAAAUUUAAUGGUGUUUAUUCGUGUUCGGACUCAAGUGAUGAAACGGAAUACGUAAGAAAGAAGCAUAGACAUCGGCAUAGACGGAAGAAACGGCAUCCUAGAUUCGGCUACGAUAUCAAGGAUUUGGAUAGCUUUUUAAGUCAGGCCUCAUUAGACCAUCCAGGCAACAUACCAGUAGUGAUAGCCUUCCCAACAACGCUAUACCAAACCCAGAAGAACUUACAACGUGAGCUGCCUUUACCCCUCGGUACGGUGGUCAACGCAGUGUUCAAGAAUCAGCAGUGGCUGUACACACAGACCCCGCAUGGAGACGAAGGCUAUGUGUUGUAUAGCGCCUGUUUGCCUUUAGGAAUACUGCCUUCUAGGACAUCGCUCCAGAAGAAAACACCAUGCUGGGAAAGCAGCACAGACAUCUAUCCACGGCCAUGUGGAAACCUCACAGAUACCGAAAAGGAACAUCUUCGCGGCCGAACGCGGUCAGAGAGCAGCUACAAACGCAGAAGUCGCUACAAAAGCUCCUGGGCAGAAAAGGACUUUGAUACCCUGUACUUAAAGACUAAAUCCGUAUCCAACCUUACUGAUAAUAAGGAAAACUUUAGGGGUGUGCGUAAUACUUUGUUAGUGGUGAAUACAGAUUAUAUAGGCAGUGCGUUGAACAAAACGUUAACAGUGUUUAAAGGUGAUGUUGUCACAUUGGUUCCUGGACUCACAGAGAGUGACGUGGACUCUGAAUGGUUUUUUGUGAAGAAAAGUGAUGGAACCGAAGGCUUUAUUCCUGCGGAUAUUGUAGGACAUGGCUUUUUGUAAACUUAAGAGACUGAAUUGUAAAUUUUUGAUUGAUUGAAAUUAUUGGUUUUAUUGCGAAUUUGUGAAACUAAUUGGUAUUGUAAGAUAUCUGCCUCACAAUUGAUUAUGUUUGUUAAUAAUGAAAUUAAAUUAUACUUGUUUCA
Messenger RNA from Colias croceus (clouded yellow), 1502 nucleotides. RefSeq lists its product as uncharacterized. Gene Ontology annotation, molecular function: protein binding. Bases 355 to 1359 code for a protein of 334 amino acids. The transcript has 5 exons. Lineage: Eukaryota; Metazoa; Arthropoda; Insecta; Lepidoptera; Pieridae. The record is from RefSeq and is a predicted model, not a curated record.